This is a messenger RNA of Lachancea lanzarotensis, 2553 nucleotides long. It is a transcript of the gene SSL2, whose product is annotated as LALA0S09e04412g1_1. Gene Ontology annotation, biological process: transcription initiation at RNA polymerase II promoter; nucleotide-excision repair. The record is from RefSeq and is a predicted model, not a curated record. Gene Ontology annotation, cellular component: transcription preinitiation complex; transcription factor TFIIH holo complex; nucleotide-excision repair factor 3 complex. The transcript has a single exon. Gene Ontology annotation, molecular function: 3'-5' DNA helicase activity; DNA binding; hydrolase activity. Lineage: Eukaryota; Fungi; Ascomycota; Saccharomycetes; Saccharomycetales; Saccharomycetaceae. Bases 1 to 2553 code for a protein of 850 amino acids.
AUGGAUGGAGAACACCAAUAUCAUACUCGAAGCAAAGGAUCAACGGUGGGGAGCAAGGAUCUAGACUUCUCGGACGAUUCGGCGAAUACAGACAAUUCAGAUUACGACAAUGGGUUUGUGGAUGACGAAGACGAAGCCGAAUAUGGACUCACCCAAAGUGGGAAAUCGAGGGCAAGCAACUACGGGAGCCGUAAAUCUGCAGGUGGCAAGAAAAACGGAACCAAAAAUAGUGCGAAAAGUGGGUCCAAAGCCUCAAAUGCUAACGAUACGCUAAACAAAUUGGCCGCCAAGGACCAGAACUUCUUGCAUGGACUGCAGCACGAUGCCCCGGCUGAUUUCGUGCCCGAUGUGGUUUCGGGAUUGUUCAGGUCUUCAGACUUUAGCUAUCUGAAAUUGAAACCGGACCACGCCUCCCGGCCGCUGUGGAUUUCCCCAGGUGACGCUCGCGUCAUUUUAGAAAGCUUUUCGCCACUCGCCGAGCAAGCGCAGGAUUUUCUGGUCACCAUUGCUGAGCCCAUCAGUAGACCAUCACAUAUCCACGAAUACAAAAUCACCGCAUAUUCGUUGUAUGCCGCCGUUUCCGUUGGUUUGGAAACUGACGAUAUCAUCGCCGUGUUGGAUCGGUUGUCCAAGGUGCCCGUGGCAGACUCCAUCACCAACUUUAUCAAAAGCGCAACUGUUUCUUAUGGUAAAGUUAAACUUGUUAUCAAGCAUAACCGUUAUUUUGUAGAAACUUCACAAGCUGAUAUUUUACAAAUGUUACUGAAGGAUUCGGUAAUUGGUGCCCUCAGAAUUGAUUCUGAGACUUCUCCUGCAGCUGAAGAAAACCAACCCACAAAGGAGGGCAGCCUGGAUUACAAGCACCAGGCUGCGAAAAUCGAUCCUAACGACGUAGAAGCCGUUUUUUCGUCCGUUGUGGGUGAAAUACAAUUGGAUGACGAUAAUGAAGACAUCGACGCCGUACACGCCUUCGAAAUUGCGAAUGGAUCCGUUGAGAUCGUCAAGAAAAGAUGCCAGGAAAUUGACUACCCUGUCUUAGAAGAGUACGAUUUCAGAAAUGAUCAUCGAAACCCAGAUUUGGAUAUCGAUCUCAAACCCUCUACUCAAAUUAGACCUUACCAAGAGAAGUCCUUGAGCAAAAUGUUUGGUAACGGUCGCGCUAGAAGUGGUAUUAUUGUUUUGCCCUGUGGUGCAGGGAAAACUCUAGUAGGUAUCACAGCUGCUUGUACUAUCAAAAAAUCGGUUAUCGUGCUUUGCACCUCAUCAGUAUCGGUGAUGCAAUGGCGGCAACAAUUUUUGCAGUGGUGUACACUACAGCCUGAGAAUGUGGCAGUUUUCACCUCGGAUAAUAAAGAAAUGUUUCAAACGGAAUCUGGUUUGGUGGUGUCCACUUAUUCCAUGGUAGCAAAUACUCGUAAUAGGUCCCAUGACUCGCAAAAGGUGAUGGACUUCCUCACUGGUAGAGAAUGGGGGUUUAUUAUCUUGGACGAGGUCCACGUUGUUCCAGCAGCAAUGUUCAGAAGAGUAGUUACUACGAUUGCUGCACAUGCAAAAUUGGGUCUCACGGCGACAUUGGUUCGAGAAGACGACAAGAUUAGCGAUUUGAAUUUCUUGAUUGGCCCCAAGUUAUAUGAAGCCAAUUGGAUGGAACUUUCUCAAAAGGGCCAUAUUGCAAAUGUUCAGUGUGCCGAAGUCUGGUGUCCCAUGACGGCCGAGUUUUAUCAGGAGUACCUGAGAGAAAGUGCAAGAAAGCGGAUGCUCCUUUACAUCAUGAACCCAACAAAAUUUCAGGCUUGUCAAUUCUUGAUACAGUAUCAUGAAAAGAGAGGCGAUAAAAUUAUUGUUUUCUCCGAUAACGUUUACGCUUUGCAAGAAUAUGCAUUGAAAUUGGGCAAGCCUUUCAUUUACGGCUCUACUCCUCAACAGGAGCGUAUGAACAUCUUGCAAAAUUUCCAAUUCAACGACCAGAUCAACACUAUAUUUCUAUCAAAGGUUGGGGAUACUUCUAUCGACUUACCUGAAGCUACGUGCCUCAUCCAGAUAUCCUCUCAUUACGGCUCUCGUCGUCAAGAGGCUCAACGACUGGGAAGAAUCCUGAGAGCUAAGAGACGUAACGACGAAGGUUUCAAUGCUUUUUUCUAUUCCUUAGUAUCCAAGGAUACACAAGAAAUGUAUUACUCCACCAAAAGACAGGCAUUUUUGGUUGACCAGGGUUAUGCUUUCAAAGUUAUAACACAUUUGCAUGGUAUGGAAACGCUUCCAAAUCUGGCUUACUCAACUGCACGCGAGCGUAGGGAAUUGUUGCAAGAGGUGUUGCUGAAGAAUGAAGAAGCAGCUGGAAUUGAAAUCGGUGAUGAUGCCGAAAAUAGUGUUGGCCGCGGCGGUCCAGGUAAGAAAGCUAAAUCAAAGGCUGUUAGAGGCGAAGGCUCGUUAUCUGGAUUGGCCGGUGGUGAAGAUAUGGCUUACCUGGAGUACUCUUCAAACAAGAAUAAAGAUUUAAGAGAUCAUCAUCCGCUGAUACGCAAAAUGUACUAUAGAAAUAUGAAGAAGUAG